Messenger RNA from Leptomonas pyrrhocoris, 3972 nucleotides. RefSeq lists its product as hypothetical. The record is from RefSeq and is a predicted model, not a curated record. Bases 400 to 3972 code for a protein of 1190 amino acids. Lineage: Eukaryota; Euglenozoa; Kinetoplastea; Trypanosomatida; Trypanosomatidae. The transcript has a single exon.
AGUCAAAGCGUCACCUCCUGCGCCUCCGCAAUCCGACAGAGGUAAAGCGACACGCAAAGAGGCACAGGAGAGAAAACUUUCUUUGCUUCUUCUCUCGGUCACUCGGAAUCUUCACAGUUACUCCGCGCUGCUGAUGUGGCCACCGGCAAGCCUCAGCAAUUUAUGUACGACUAUUUAUAAAGGAAAGGUUCACGCACACACAAGUUCAUUCGCAGUCGCCCCCCUACCCACGUUGACAUAUUUUUUCUCAUAGAAUUCUACAGUAAACCUCCACCUUCAUACACAAUAGAAGAUCUACAAAAUACUUAAAGUCUUUCAUAGAAGAAUCGUUUUAUAACUAUCGUCUCCGCCUUCAUCUGCCUGUUUUCAUUGGCUUCAUUUGAAGAGGACACCUCCGUCAUGCUGAAGCGCUUUCCUAUCCAGCCGAGCGGGAAAGGUGCGCUGACGCUGCUGAGGCGGUCAGCCGCACCCUCUACCGCCAAUCUCCUUCACUCCCCACACGGCACCAGAAGUCUGACGCUACGCGCCCUCACCUCCGCGCCGCUCCUGCGCUGUCGCGUGCCCCUCCUCCGCCGUUGCUGCACUGCGGUGACGACGACGACAACAGCGAUGACAACGGCGUCUGCCAUCCUCACUCAGCCAUGCCGCACCAUCAGCUUCUCCUACGCCACGGCAGUUCCGUGUGUGCGCUUUGAUGUCAGCACCAAAGUUCUUGCACGCAUCACAAACCAGCCAACCCUGCCGCCUUCCGCCAACAUCUAUGUUAUCGAUGUACGCAAGAAGCACAACAAGACGAAGAAACCGAACCCGCGGCGAAUCAUGUCGAAAGUUAUCGCCGCCCACCGAGCUGAGAAGACGAAAGCGGCGGUGGAGAUGGACGCCGAUGACGCCUACACGCCUCCACUGAUCUUCCUCGUGAAGACCGAUGAUACGACGAAGCAGGCAGCGCACAGGCAGCACGUGAUGGAUGAACAGCUGACCUCACUGGGCGAAUUUGGCGAGUUUCGUGUCUGCGUGCUGAGUGGACCGAAGUCGCGUCACUGGUCUCAGUACGUCGCGUCCGAGGAGAAGGACGGUGAGUCGAGCACAGCGGCAACGCAGCCACCUCCCCUUCCUUCCUUGGCAAAUCCCUCGGAAGCUGCUGCUGCUGGUGCGGUGGCCGCAGCGCAACUCAGCCCGAACACGGGCAAGACGACCAGUUCGGCGCCAGCUAGCAGCCUCAACAGCGAGGGGACUGUAAUAGCGGCGGCGAGCUCCGCUGCUGUUCAUGUAGAAGGGGAAGGCGUUGAUGCAGCAGCCAACGACGGCACAGCCGGAGACGAGGAGGAGUGGGAGGAGGUCGAGGAGGAGGUCGAGGAAGACGAAGAUGAGAUGGAAGUCGGUGUGCCAGAAGUGCAGCCGCGCCAGGACGAAGUCGUUGAUGAAAGCGGAAAAGACGCGGAUGCUAUUGAAUCCCCCUCGUUGGAUGAGGUUGAUGAUGUCACGGCUGCUCAUGCUUCCGUACCCGUAGAAGGAACGCCUUCAUCUUCCUCUAGUUCUUUGCGGUCCAGCAAUGACGCCCGUGUUCGGUACGAGGACGAACACUUCGUGGAUGACGGCGCAGGGGCUUCUGCCCAUCUUUAUCGGCACAACAUCCCCGAGUCGACAACGUUGAAGGGCGGGGGAACACACGAUGUGAUCAUGGAUGCGCAUGAGGAAGGUCAUGCGACAGCGGCAGCGGAGGAGGACGAGGACGAGGACGUAGAAGCGAUCGCGGGGGUGGAUGAGCACACGGAGACCCCACCUGCGACUGCCGCAAAGACGGAAGUCACAGCUCCUUCCUCUUCUCCUUCCUCUUCUCCCUCCCCGCCUCCUGCGCAGCCCGCGGAAGAGGAGAAGGCGUGGGAGGAGUUCGACAUCGACGGCCUACCGAUCGCAGAGGAGGCUACCGGCACCACGCCAAACGUCGCCCGCUCCCCGCGCGAGGCUUCGUCAGCUUCUUUGGCGGAGCCCGCCGUUCCUGCUGCUGCAGAAGUGGCUGAGCCUUCCUCACCUGCCGCGGAAGAUCAUGCGCUGCAUAAGGCGCUGAAGGUGGAGGAGGAAAUGGAGCUCUCUUGCACUCCCUCGACCGAAGCGGCGGGGGAGGUGGAUAAGGUGGCAGAAGCGAACAGCGUAGAAGCGGCAGCGGAAGUGAUGGAUACGGCGCCGGUGGGCAGCAUCGAACCUGCGAAAACGGAGAGCCCACCCGAAAGCCCGUCAGCACUGCCACCGCCACCUCCGCAGCCCACCACACCCAUGCCUGUCUACCCACACGUCGCCGCACGACUGUAUAACGGUGCAUCCACGGCGUACUUAUCGGACCGGGCUCUGCGCGACCUUCCGUUGAAGGGAAACGUGCUCGUCAUCGACCGACUGGACUGGCACGACGGCACCAUCGCCGACAUCGACGCCGCACUCGCGCAGACGGACCCGGUGGCCGGACACGUACUGCUGUACCGCGACGCCUACGCACCACAGUUAGCGUGUGUCGUGAAGGAGAACAUAGUCUUUCGCGAUGCUCUGGUGCCCUUUAUAUUUGCGUUUCGAACGAGCUUGUCGAGGGCGGCUGCACAGACGCAGCAGCGGCGCUUUGUGGAGGCACUGCGUUGUCGUCCACACGGGCUGAGCGUGGAGCAGCAGGCGCUGGUGGCCGGGCAGAAGGACCGCACCUUUGUAUGUGUGUUGUGCGCGGAGGAGAGCGUCAAAGGGGGCGAGAACCCGCUGGAAAACCCUGAUCAACGUUCUCGAGUAGCUGCGCCGAAGCACAAGCAGCAGGACGCCAGAACCGCCACAAGCUCUGACACGCACGAAGAGGAGGAGGAGGAACUUAACGAUGCAGAUGUGCGUGAGACUGAAGAGGCGGCGGAUGCAGCACUGGAUCCGGAUUCCACUGACGCCCUUCAGCGACUGUGGUCAAUGAUAGAUGACGCGCCUGCGUCGUCCAGCUCUGCUGAUGCCGAUGCGCACGGCUCGCCCCACAGCACUGGCGGCAGCGUUAACCGGGACUUGAACGACCAGCCGUCGAGGUCGUCCCUCACGUCAGCAAAAAAGAAAUUUAGCGUCCCUGUUCCCUCCUACGAAAUGGAAGAAGAAGGCUUGGCGGACUACGGAGGUGGCGACGACGGCGGUUACGGCGGCAGCGCUAGCGCCUUUGGACGAUCUGCCGCGAAGAGCGACGAGGACGAUGGAGACGCGCCUGUCGUUCGUCGCGGCAUAAAUGCGCGCUCCUCCAGCGCCCGUCCACGCGACUCCUCCUCCACACCUCCUACAUCGCUUCCGUCGAAGCCGGCACCAGCACCGAUGUCGCUCGGGCUUCUGGGGUUUGAAACGGUCGUUUUCGGCAGGCCGAACGCCUACGCGCAUAUGCAUACGCCAUACGACCACGGUGAGCAGCACCGCGAACGAGGCAGAGAACGGCGUAGUACGGCGCACGCAACAAAGACGCACAGCACGGAAGACAUGAACCACGACGAGGAGGAUGGCCACGGCAGCGUGCACGGUGCGGUGGACCACUCCGUGGUCGACGCGGCGACGCACGAGGCCGACGGCGGUUCUGCUUUAACGUUUGCUGCAGCGUCCGACUUGGAUGCACCGGAAACGAAGGGGGCUACUUCGGAGUCGAAGAAACCGAGAAGCUACUCUUCGCGAAGGAUAAAACGGAGUAUUUCUACGCGGCGUUGGUCAGGAGAGAAGCAGAAGAGUAAAGCGGCGAGGAAGAACGAUGACGCCGCGGCCGCUGCAGCUGCCGCAGCGCAGGCGCAGGCCGAGGACGCUGCCAUCGAGGAUUUUAUUCUCAGGCUGUAUGAGGACAACGACAAGAAGAGUGCGAAGACUGCGAAACGCAAAAAGGCAUCGGCGGCGACGUCACGGAGAAGCGGCGGCGGCGGUGCAUCGGCGGUUCCAUCCGCUCGGUCGCUGCUCAAGUCUGCCGGUCGCAAGAAGAAAAAAACGUAA